Colletotrichum graminicola M1.001 is the source of this 1629-nucleotide messenger RNA. Its product is annotated as heterokaryon incompatibility protein. The record is from RefSeq and is a predicted model, not a curated record. NCBI's taxonomy places the organism in Eukaryota, Fungi, Ascomycota, Sordariomycetes, Glomerellales, Glomerellaceae. The coding region runs from base 1 to 1629 and encodes 542 amino acids. The transcript has a single exon.
AUGCGCCCUGGUGCUGCGCCUUCAGGCAUAGAUGUUUUGGAAGGCUGUCUUUCUUCUGGGGCAGCUUCCAUAAGCAUCCAUCCAUAUGCCGAGCAAGGUAGGCGACUGCAACUGGAUACGGGACCGUCUCUGACAUGUACUGCAGGCAACCCCGCCGCCGGUGUGAUACGUCGGAGGCCGCUUCAGAGAGACGUACAAAGCAAAAGAGUGCUCUCGGCUGCGCGAGGACUAUACAAGGCGUGCAAAGAGUCUCACAAGCUCUGCCGCUAUGCCCGAGACACAGUCCUUCCCUCCCGGGUUCUCGACCUCGGUACAACCGAGGCCCCGACCCUGAGGCUCUACGUAAACAACACCGAGGAGCAUGGGGAGUACGUCGCACUCAGCUACUGUUGGGGCGGGAACCAGCGAGGCCUCCUGAGAAAGAGAACGCUGAGCAACAUGGAGAAUGGGAUCAGGCUCGAAAACCUGCAGUUGACUGUGCGAGACGCAAUCGAGGCGACGAGGAAGCUGGUGUUCAGGUAUCUCUGGGUCGACGCGCUGUGCAUCAUCCAGGACUGCGAUAUGGACAAGGAUAAGGAGAUUGCGAAGAUGGCCAUGAUUUACAAGAACGCCGCCGUGACCAUCGCCGCCGGGACAGCGAAAAGGGCGACAGACGGGUUUCUUCACAUGAAGCGCACGUACCUGCCGAAGGACAAGUUCGACGUUCCGAUGCCCGGUGGGGGAAAGGGAACUGUGCAUCUCAGGUCCGAGGCGCACGUCCCGGAGCACGCACUGGACGAGCGAGGGUGGGUGCUGCAAGAGUUUCUCCUGUCGUCGAGGAUGCUCAUCUUCUCCGAGUACGAGCUACUGUGGCAGUGCAAGGAGGUGGAGUUGCGCGGUGUCUUGGGUACCGGCCUCGAGUAUCUGCAACCUCAAGAGAACCUCCCGUGGUCUGUUUUCGACGAGGAAACGGAGUCUAUAUUCGGGGACGAGGACCUGGAGAAGCGCUAUAUCUGGAGGACCAUCGUCGAGCAGUACACCCUCCGCCAGCUGGGCUUCAAAGACGACCGGCUGAGCGCGCUCAAGGGCAUCACGAGGGAGCUGGAGACGCUGUGGCGGGACAGCAACCGGUUCGGGUUGUGGACGAAGUGGUUCGUCGAGCUGCUUGCCUGGUCAAAGAGGGGCUGCGACGGAGACGACGAGACAAGGGAGACAUCACGCGAGGGCAGGGCGCCGACCUGGUCUUGGGCCUCGGUGAACGGGAGGGUCCGGUUCACGCAAAUGUUUGAGAGGGAAGAUGCCGUCUUUCAGCAAGUGACUUUGCUGGAGGCGCGGGUGUCGAGGCGUGUCGUCCUCAAGUGCAGGAUCGUUGCUGAGGACCAGGUCGACGCUGCAAUUUUUGAGGACGACGAAAGUGGCAAAGCUCGGGUAGAGAUGUGCUACGACAUGGAUGACAGUAUAGACGAGGUGGGAAAUAGGUCUUUGAGUUUUCUGCUUUUGGGGACCAUCAGAGAAGAUGGGAGACGUUUGGGCGUUGCAAUCAUGGUUGUUGAAGUUCUGGGAGGUUUGUUCCAAAGGGUCGGGCUGGCAGUUUUCGAGAACACCAAUAUCUGGAAUGACAGUCAGUAUCGGAGCAUCACACUUCAGUAG